GCAGCAGAUGGGCUGAUAAGAACUCUGCAGCUAGCCCUUCCACUACUGGCACCAUGAAAGACRAGGUGGCUCUUCUGGCCAGUGUUACCCUCCUGGGAGUCCUGCUGCAAGCCUACUUCUCUCUGCAGGUGAUCUGGGCGCGCAGGGCUUUCCGCGUGUCCCCGCCGCUUACCACCGGUCCGCCUGAGUUCGAGCGCGUCUACCGAGCCCAGGUUAACUGCAGCGAGUACUUCCCGCUGUUCCUCGCAAUGCUCUGGGUCGCUGGCAUCUUUUUCCACGAAGGCGCGGCAGCUCUGUGUGGUUUGGUCUACCUGUUCGCGCGCCUCCGCUACUUCCAGGGCUACGCGCGCUCGGCGCAACUAAGGUUGGCCCCCCUGUACGCGAGCGCCCACGCGCUCUGGCUGCUUGUGGCGCUGGCUGCCCUCGGACUACUCUUCCACUUCCUCCCGGCCACCCUGCAAGCUGCGCUUCUCAGACGGUUCCAGAAGCUGCUGCCUAUGAUGACUUGAGAGGAAGGACAGCGGGUUGGCAAAGUAGGGAAGAGCCAGAGAGUCCAGGAGCAAAGGAUGGUUGCCCACCCCUGCAUCCCCGUGUCUAAUUAAAGAU
Urocitellus parryii (Arctic ground squirrel) is the source of this 606-nucleotide messenger RNA. RefSeq names its product leukotriene C4 synthase (gene Ltc4s). The record is from RefSeq and is a predicted model, not a curated record. Gene Ontology annotation, biological process: leukotriene biosynthetic process. Gene Ontology annotation, cellular component: nuclear envelope; membrane; endoplasmic reticulum. Gene Ontology annotation, molecular function: enzyme activator activity; leukotriene-C4 synthase activity; glutathione peroxidase activity. Lineage: Eukaryota; Metazoa; Chordata; Mammalia; Rodentia; Sciuridae.